Messenger RNA from Didymella exigua CBS 183.55, 411 nucleotides. Its product is annotated as ribosomal protein S16. Lineage: Eukaryota; Fungi; Ascomycota; Dothideomycetes; Pleosporales; Didymellaceae. Gene Ontology annotation, cellular component: ribosome; mitochondrial small ribosomal subunit. The record is from RefSeq and is a predicted model, not a curated record. Gene Ontology annotation, biological process: mitochondrial translation. The transcript has 2 exons. Gene Ontology annotation, molecular function: structural constituent of ribosome. The coding region runs from base 1 to 411 and encodes 136 amino acids.
AUGGUCCUCCGCAUCCGCCUCAGUCGCUUCGGCAAGAAGCACGCGCCCUUCUACAACAUUGUGCUUACGCACGCCCGCACAGCGCGCAACUCGCGGCCCCUCGAAGUUCUCGGCACAUACAACCCCAUCCCGCAGCCACCGCGGCCGGGCGACACGCAUGGAAGGCCGUGGAAGGAUAUCAAACUGGAUGUGAGCAGGGCGCGGUACUGGGUUGGUGUUGGUGCGCAGCCGAGUGAUACGGCGUGGAGGCUGUUGAGCAUGGUCGGCAUUCUCGAGCCACAGUAUCGCAUCUCGAAGAUCCAGGGGCAGGUCGUCAAGGCGGACUCAGCAGUGAAGUCGUUGAUACCGGAGACGCCCGUCACGCCUCCCGCCGAGGCCGAGGUCACACAGGAGCAGAAGGUUGAGGCAUGA